Molecule: messenger RNA, 1554 nt
Organism: Juglans microcarpa x Juglans regia
Lineage: Eukaryota; Viridiplantae; Streptophyta; Magnoliopsida; Fagales; Juglandaceae
Product: ADP-ribosylation factor GTPase-activating protein AGD12-like
Exons: 9
Coding region: 425-1417 (330 amino acids)
Molecular function (GO): GTPase activator activity; phospholipid binding
Source: RefSeq, a predicted model, not a curated record
UGGAAACUUCGUAAAACUGAUCAAUGUGUGUUUGGAGGGGAUCCGAAUCCGAUGAUGUCCAUUUCCAUGUCUAUCACGUGGGGCUUUGGCUUAACUUCUUCAAACUUCUUUUGAACUCUCCAAUGGCCAAAUUUACACCAUUCCCACUUCUCUUCGGAACUUAUAUUAAUAUAUAUAAUUAAUCAAUCUAUUCCCUGGACAGACUAUAUUUCCAACAAAAACACCCAGUUUUCCAUCGUCCAUAGUCGAGAGGUUCUGAAACAAAAAGUGAAUAACAUCGCCACCCCUCUCUCUCUCUCUCUCUCUCUCUAUUUCUCUCUCUGGAGUUCUUCGGAUUUGGAGUCGGGCAUUUGAUUUCCUCAAAUUUGUUGAGUUUUUGGAAGUGCUGAGUUACAUUGGAUGAUUGUGGGUUUUAAGCAGAGCAAUGAACCGUCCACUGGAACUCGGGAGGCCUAUUUCAGGUAAAAGAAGACUAAAGGAUCUAUUGCUUCAGAAAGAUAAUCGCCAUUGUGCUGAUUGUGGUGCCCAGGAUCCUAAAUGGGCGUCAGCAAAUAUUGGAGUUUUUAUAUGCUUGAAAUGUUGUGGUGUACACAGGAGCCUCGGUACCCAUAUAUCCAAGGUUCUAUCUGUGACAUUGGAUGAUUGGUCUGAUGACGAAAUUGAUUCCAUGUUUGAAGUUGGAGGAAAUUCUUCUGCUAAUGCAAUUUAUGAGGCUUUUAUACCUGAAGGAUAUGCAAAGCCGGGACCAGAUGCCAGUCAUGAUGAGCGUGCGGCAUUCAUCCGGGCUAAGUAUGAGCUUCAAACAUUUUUGAAACCUAGCCUGCGGAUUGUGUCUCUUCCUUCCAGAACGACUUCUCUCCAGUCAACUUUUUCUACAAAGAUUAUGGACAGUCUUCGAUCAAAUUCUUCUCAAAAAUCGCAGGAAGGCAUGGUAGAAUUUAUUGGACUGUUGAAGGUCAAAGUUAUAAAAGGUACAGAUUUAGCUAUCAGAGAUAUGAUGUCAAGUGAUCCUUACGUAAUCUUGACUCUUGGGCAACAGACUGUUCAGACGACUAUAAUCAAGAGCAACUUGAAUCCAGUCUGGAAUGAGGAACUUAUGCUGUCAGUUCCUCAGAGUUUUGGAGCCUUGAAGUUGCGUGUGUUUGAUCAUGACACAUUUUCAUCUGAUGACAUUAUGGGAGAAGCAGAGAUUGAUCUCCAGCCCCUGAUAACAUCUGCAAUAGCAUUUGGAGAUGCAGGGAUGUUUGGAAAUAUGCAGAUUGGUAAAUGGCUGAAAUCACAUGACAAUGCCCUGGUAAAUGAUAGCACCGUUAACAUUGUUGAUGGUAAGGUGAAACAGGAGGUAUCCCUCAAACUACAGAAUGUGGAAUCUGGAGAACUAGAGCUAGAACUAGAGUGGAUGCCACUUGACCAAUAGGUACAUAUUUAUUUAUUUAUUUUUCUUCCCAUUGCUUCUAAUAAAAUCUUGUAAUUCUUAUGUACUCGUUCGAAACAAUUCAGUACACGUCUUCUUUCAAAUGUAUAUGUUAAUUUUUGGUUUCUUUUUGUCAUCAC